Molecule: messenger RNA, 2694 nt
Organism: Lethenteron reissneri (Far Eastern brook lamprey)
Lineage: Eukaryota; Metazoa; Chordata; Hyperoartia; Petromyzontiformes; Petromyzontidae
Product: segmentation protein cap'n'collar-like
Biological process (GO): regulation of transcription by RNA polymerase II
Cellular component (GO): nucleus
Molecular function (GO): RNA polymerase II cis-regulatory region sequence-specific DNA binding; DNA-binding transcription factor activity, RNA polymerase II-specific
Source: RefSeq, a predicted model, not a curated record
GCUGUUUGCGGAACACGAUGGGGUGGGUGGCCAACACUACGCCCGACCGCCUUUGUCUUCCUCGCGGCGAUGUUUACACACCGCACCAGAUCGCGUCCACCUCAAGGAUCGCCGCGGAGGUAUGCAGACCCCGAUUCUCCUCCCGAGCGAGCGACAAGAACGCACCUGGGCACCUCACCCGCCGGCCGGAGCUGCCCGUCACGCGCACACAACAUGGCUUCGGGUCUGCCGACCCAUCACUCGGCGUCAUCGGAGCCCGCGGGCUAUCAACACCGAGAGGACGACGACGGCGGCGGUGGCGGACCCCUGCCCUACCACACUGCGCCGGGAGCUCAGUCGUGCGUCGUCGCGUCGGAGGACCAGGGCCACUGCUACUGGCAGGACCUGCUGUGUCUCGCCGAGGGUCAGGCAGCGAUGGGAGGCGCCUCCUUUGACGAGAGCCAUUAUCUGAAGAGCUCCUACACGGUGGCCGAAGAAGACUGCUUCCACGUGUCCCCCCUGUGCCUGCCCCACGACUUCCCCAACCACGCGCACUCCGGCAACAAUCCCAACCCGGCCUUCGGGAACGCCGAACACACCAGCCGCGUCAGCGCGGCACUGCCCGGCACGUUUUGCCCGGAGCCUCAGGCGUACGGCCACAGGACAGUCCAUCACGCCCCACCUCCCAGCUGCUAUGCGUCGAGCCAGAUGUUCGCUUUGAGCUCACACCAGCCCGAAAGCUCCCCGGAGGUCGACGGCCACUAUGUCGCGCCAGCCUCGGGGGGACACUGGGAGUUCGGCGUGACGACGGACGGCCUGGACCGCUCGCACGGGACCCUCGAGCCCGAUCAAGGAGCCGCCUUUCCCACGGCCCAGCGACACGAGGUCGCCGCUUCGACGAGCGGCGACUCGAGGUUCUCAUCCGCGUGCCUCCCAGGUGCCUCCCACUCGGUGGGGCCGUGGGGCGACUGCGCCGCCGCGUUGCGCAGAAGCGACGAUGAUGGCAUCGCCGCCGGCACCACCACGACAGCCACCACCUCCUCGUCCUCCUCAUCGCCGAGGCUCAGCAAAGACGAGCGCAAGGCGAGGUCCAUGAAGAUCCCGAUGUCCGUGUCGGACAUCGUGGCGCUGCCGGCCACCGAACUGGCCGAGCGGCGUUCGCGGCUGGCGCUGAGCGAGGCGCAGAUGAGCCUCGUGCGCGACAUCAGGCGGCGCGGCAAGAACAAGGCGGCGGCGCACAACUGCCGGCAGCGCAAACUCCAGGGCCUCGCGGGCCUCGAGGGCGAGCUGGGGCGGUUGGGGGCCCAGCGAGAGCAGCUGCUGCGCGAGCGCUGGGAGCUGGAGGGGGCCCUGAGGGCCACGCGCGUGCAGCUCCACGACCUGCUGCACGGCGGACACGUGGCGCCUGGCGGGCGCGGGGUAGGUGGACAUUUGGCGGGUGGCGUGUUCGCCCCGAACGCGAGCGGUGGUCUCCCCCUCGAGCUGCCCCAUUUUUCGCACGCGACUUGAGAGGGGUGCGCGCGUGUCAGAAUACAUUUGGGUUUUUUUUUUGCUUUACGGCCACGAUUGUUUCAGCCAAAAUUGUUUACUAGAUCCUACACGCACUCACCCACCCUUUUACUCACCUGUGCCCCCCUCUGAUGUGGCAGCAACCGCCACCUAAAUAUUACCUUGAUGUUCAGCCAAACAGGAGAGCACGUCUUCACGACGGGCUCCGUACAUCUUGAUUUCCUAUUUUCUACAUUUGCACUCUUUAACGCAACCGCUGUCGUUACAAGCCCGGGAAACCCAAAAAAGUCCUUCGGAUCGGGCCAACCGCAUUUUCUUCCCCAUUUCAUCCACAUCAGUAUUGUAAUUUCCACCACCCACCAAAAAUGUUUCUCAGUUAAUAUAUAUAUUUUAAAAAAUCCCUUAUAUUUUCUCCAACCCCACUUCCCAAAAAAAACCCUUUCCAAAAAUGCCCACCUCCAAAUCCAGUGCAUUCCAUUUGACGCGUUGCAAAUCCUACUUGUAUUACACACGUUCGGAGUAAAGCAGGAAAAUGGGAAGACAUUGCUUCCCUGUCGUGAAUGUGUGCAAGUUGUUGUCAAGCCAUUACAUGUUUAACCUAUGGAUGUUUACAAUGUCACAGUCCCAAUAUUUCAACCGGUGUUCAAUAAGUGGAAUAAAUUGUUACUUCCUUUCAUUUCGGUUUAAAGGGCACAGACAAGCAAUGAGCGUCACUCAUCUUCCAUGCGUGGAGUCGAACCAGUAGUUGGAACUCCACUUGCCUUUGGAAUUGAGUAGUCUCGUCAUCGUACCGUAAGUGCCGAUUUUCCAUAAAAAAAUAUGUAAAUUGUAUCGAACGCCAAAAUAGACCCCAUGCAGGGAUUCCGAUUGUAAAGUCCACGCGGCUGGUUCGGAAUCUCACAAUGUGUCUCCCGAAUGAAACCAAACGUCGGUUGUAUAACCAGCCUUCGUGACAACCGAGCUCAAUAAUAAAUCUGUGCAUCAAAAUCUGAUGCCCCGCUCACCCCACCAACAGAAAACGAUUGCAUAGUUAAAGUCAAAGAUAAUCGUCGAGAAUUCAAUGAUCAAAUACAUUAAUCUACUUCUAGUUGUUUGAUCUCACCAACCAAAAUGUAAUUUCAUUGUAUUGAUGGAAUAAAAUGCUACUUUAUCAAGUUCGUAAACGACGUUCAGCAAAAGUGAAAACGCGACGAGUGUUAAAACGAU